UUCUCUAUAACAACUCCUGAGCUGUCAAAUAUAAACACACAUAUGUUUAUUUUCUUUCAAUUCACACAGGAGUUAAUCAAAUUGGAUCCAACAUGGUCUUUACUCUGGUGCGUCAACAUCUUCUAUCCAACCGGCGCUCGAUGGCUAAGAUACAAGGAGUUCCAGUACGGAACUUCAUGCCUGUCGCAGGACCACCUCGCUUCCCAAUGAGCACUGUUCAGCGGCUGAUCUUCGGGGUUGGACCACUAAUCCUUAUGAUGAUUAUACCCUACUGGUCCAUUUUAAACCUGCCCCGUUGGUCCCGAAUGCAUUUGGGUCUGCCACCCGAGGAUGAGGAGGAAGAGUCACCGCCGCCACCAGAGGUUAAGGACGAGCAAAAAACCAAGGAUGCUAAAUAACAAAAUCAAAACCAUAUUAUUCUGGACAUUCCCUUGAACGGUGACUUCAAAUGGACUUUUACUGGGGUCUUCAAACUCGCAACGAAGACGGCAAAACAAGUACUUAAACUAAAUACUUUAUCACUCCAAAACAUUUAAAUGGAAUUCAGCAGACAAAUAGCAACAGCGUGGAAAUAUUUCUAACAGCAAAAUUUCACACAAAUGCUGUGCUUAUCAUUUAAAUAAAAAGGCUAUAUAUUCGAAUUUUA
Drosophila serrata is the source of this 646-nucleotide messenger RNA. RefSeq lists its product as uncharacterized. Lineage: Eukaryota; Metazoa; Arthropoda; Insecta; Diptera; Drosophilidae. The record is from RefSeq and is a predicted model, not a curated record.